Ilyonectria robusta is the source of this 788-nucleotide messenger RNA. RefSeq names its product cyanate lyase C-terminal domain-containing protein. Lineage: Eukaryota; Fungi; Ascomycota; Sordariomycetes; Hypocreales; Nectriaceae. Gene Ontology annotation, molecular function: cyanate hydratase activity; DNA binding. The record is from RefSeq and is a predicted model, not a curated record. Bases 170 to 664 code for a protein of 164 amino acids. The transcript has 3 exons.
GCCGUGUUCCGAUGUAGGAUACAACCCCGCAGAUCAUCGAGAAUGAGAGCCCUUCAUGAGCCGGCGGGACCCGUCCAGAUCAUUUACUUGUCUCUUCUGAAUUUCCUCUCUUCUUUCAUCCAAAGAACAAUCAGUCGUGUGGAACCGCCACAGGACCCCCUACAUCAAAAUGGCAAACGAAGGCCGUAUCGCAACCCUUGAUUCCACCAUCGCCGAUAGGCUUCCGGCCUACUCCAGGUCGCUCUUCGAUGCUAAGGCGGCAAAGGGCUUGAGCUUCGAGGCCAUUGGCAAGCACCUUGACCGAAGUGAGGUUGCAUGUGCAGCAUUGUUCUAUGGCCAGGCCACGGCAUCUUCUGAGGACGUUGAGCGGCUAUCGGAGCUCCUGGACUUGCCCAAAGAAUCCCUCACAGUGCAGAUGACGGGUUUCCCUAACCGCGGCCAGGCCGGCCCGAUGCCGCCAGUUGAGCCUCUCAUCUACAGACUGUACGAGAUUGUGCAGAACUACGGCUACGCGUAUAAGGCCAUCUUAAAUGAGAAGUUUGGGGAUGGUAUCAUGAGUGCCAUCGCCUUCUCAACCAAAGUCGAUAAGGAGGUGGAUGAAGCUGGCACACCAUGGGUCGUCAUCACAUUGAGGGGGAAAUGGCUUCCAUUCAGUCGCUUCUAAGCCAGCUCACGUGGUCUUCACCGCCGUCUCAUGGUCGAGAAACCGUGGCGUCAAUUAUCCGGGACACCGGCAGAGGCUUGCCGAAUCGCCUUGUUUUCACUCGGUGGCUUGGCAGGAUUCCCAU